This is a messenger RNA of Bombina bombina (fire-bellied toad), 4447 nucleotides long. It is a transcript of the gene ETS1, whose product is annotated as ETS proto-oncogene 1, transcription factor. Gene Ontology annotation, cellular component: nucleus. Lineage: Eukaryota; Metazoa; Chordata; Amphibia; Anura; Bombinatoridae. The record is from RefSeq and is a predicted model, not a curated record. The transcript is spliced from 8 exons. Bases 169 to 1494 code for a protein of 441 amino acids. Gene Ontology annotation, biological process: regulation of transcription by RNA polymerase II; cell differentiation. Gene Ontology annotation, molecular function: sequence-specific DNA binding; DNA-binding transcription factor activity, RNA polymerase II-specific.
GGCAGAGGCUCACAUUAGUGCUACAACAAAAGCCAGGCAGGGAGGCAGCGGAGGAGAGAACCCCAGGAAGGGACGAGACCGAGGAGGGAUUCCCCUAUUGUCUGGAGCUCACACGGGGCAUUGAGGGUCCCAUUCUAGUCCGGGACUGCUGCAAACUCACCGGUCAGCAUGAAAGCUGCGCUGGACAUUAAACCCACGCUCACCAUCAUCAAGACCGAGAGAGUAGAGUAUGAGAACUACCCGUGCUCCGAUGCAGAGUGUGGGGACGUGCCUCUACUGACUCCCAGCAGCAAAGAGAUGAUGUCUCAGGCGCUCCGCGCAACCUUCAGCGGCUUUACCAAAGAGCAACAACGCCUGGCAAUCCCGAUAGAUCCGCGAGAGUGGACAGAUGCCCAUGUAAGAGACUGGGUCUCUUGGGCAGUAAAUGAAUUUACGCUAAAGGGGGUGGACUUUCAGAAGUUCCGUAUGAGUGGUGCUGCUUUAUGUGCCCUGGGGAAGGAGUGCUUUUUGGAGUUGGCGCCUGAUUUUGUAGGAGACAUCUUGUGGGAACAUUUAGAAAUUUUACAAAAAGAAGACAUAAAAUCAUAUGAAAUGAAUGACUUAACCCCAGCAUAUCCAGAAACCAGAUAUACCUCAGACUACUUUAUCAGUUAUGGUAUCGAGCAUGCUCAGUGUGUGCCCCCCUCUGAAUACUCUGAGCCCAGCUUCAUCACAGAGUCAUACCAGACCCUGCAUCCCAUCAGCUCAGAAGAACUCAUGUCUUUGAAAUACGAAACUGAAUUUUCCUCAUCGCUCUUACGUGACCCCCUGCAAACUGACUCCCUACAGGACAACUGCUUCAGCAUCAAACAAGAAGUUGUGUCUCCAGAUAAUAUGUGCGUGGGACGGAUCAGUCGAGGAAAGCUUGGAGGACAGGAGUCUUUUGAAAGCAUAGAAAGCCAUGAUAGCUGUGACCGUCUGAUGCAGUCCUGGAGUAGCCAGUCCUCGUACAACAGCCUGCAACGUGUCCCUUCCUACGACAGCUUUGACUCAGAGGAUUAUCCUCCUACAUUAUCAAGCCACAAACCAAAAGGCACCUUUAAGGACUAUGUAAGGGACCGUUCUGAGCUGAACAAGGACAAACCAGUCAUCCCUGCUGCUGCACUCGCAGGCUACACAGGAAGUGGGCCUAUUCAGCUUUGGCAGUUUCUCUUGGAGUUAUUGACGGACAAAUCCUGCCAGUCUUUCAUCAGCUGGACGGGGGAUGGCUGGGAGUUCAAACUGUCUGACCCAGAUGAGGUUGCAAGGCGCUGGGGCAAGAGGAAAAACAAGCCAAAAAUGAAUUACGAAAAGCUAAGUCGGGGGCUGCGUUACUACUAUGACAAAAAUAUCAUUCACAAAACUGCAGGGAAGCGAUAUGUCUAUCGUUUUGUUUGCGAUUUGCAAAGUCUUCUUGGAUACGUGCCUGAAGAGCUUCACGCUAUGCUUGAUGUUAAACCAGACACUGAUGAAUAAGGUGGAGCAUAGGAAACAAAAUGGGAAAGGACAUAAAACCCAUAGAUCUAAGCACCUAUCUGAGACCAUUCGUUGUUCAGAGUAACAAGAUGGAUGCAAAGGAUUCUGGGAAAGGGAUGUUACUGGGAAGAGUGUCACAAGUCUUUUUUGUUUAACAGCCCAUGGAAGAUGGAGGGAACAAAAAAGCUGACUUUGGUUGCUCACUGCCUGGAAAAUUCCACAAUAUUUUUUUAUUUUUUUUUAAGUUGAACAGGAAGAACUUUAUUUUAAAAUUCAUUUUAUUAUUAAAUGUUGUGCCAGUAUUUUCUGUGAUAUUUUUUUUUUAAACAAAUGCAUUAUUUUGCUUUUGCGUUUGUUUAAUUUUUAUAGCCAGCUUAUUGCCAACUGACGCAAACCGAUAUAUCAAAUAUCGGGCUAAUUACAAAUAAAAAUGAGAAAACUUGGCUAUUUAAAACAAACAUUUUUACACCAGCUAAUUUUUAAUAUUUAAAGCCAUAUUCUCUCAGAUGGGCCAUAUACAAAAGGGAACUACAAAUAUUGGUUUUUAAUUAAGAUUAUAUUACCAGGUUUCUGUUCUCAAUUUAUAUGAACACCUACAUAUACAAACUCGCACAUACAUAUACAUGCACACGUACAUAUACAAGCACGCACAGAUACGUAUACAUGCACACAUACAUAUACAAACACACACACAUACGUAUACAAACACAUACAUAUACAAGCACGCACACAUACAUACACAAACACAUACGUAUACAAACACGCACACGUACAUAUACAAGCACACAUACAUAUAUACAUGCACAUAUACAAACACAUGUACAUAUAUACAUGCACAUAUACAAACACAUGUACAUAUACAUGCACACGUACAUAUAUACAAACAUGUACAUAUACAUGCACACGUACAUAUACAUGCACACGUACAUAUACAAACACGUACUUAUACACGCACACAUGCAUACAUGCAUACAUGUACAUAUACAUGCACACGUACAUAUACAAACACACACAUACGUAUACAAACACGUACUUAUACACGCACACAUACAUACAUGUACAUAUACAAACACGUACAUAUACAUGCACACGUACAUGUAAAAGGACGCACACAUACAUAUACAAACACAUACACAUACUGUAGCAGGGAUAGAUAACUAAUAUCUAACAUAUAUUAUAAAAAGAUGUUAAGAUUUUCCAAAAUGUUUAAUGUAAAUGUUCUUAAAAAUGCAUCUUCCUUGUUUUUGCUAAGCAGCACCUAAACAAAUUCAAACGAGCACCAUGAAACGCGUUUAGAAUUCCCAAGUUGUGUUUUAUACAGAAAAUGUGUAUAUAUUUUACAAGAAGCUUGUUUUUUUUAAAAAACCUUUAAAAGAGAGGACUGUACAGCUUUUUUCCCCCCUAACUGUGUCUUAUCAGUUUUAAAGGUUGUGCCAAAGAGAUUAACCCAUUGAGUACUGAACUUGUCAUUAAUACACUUUCAGUCAUUAAAGCCGAAAUAUUGAGAUAGUUACAGGACUUCUUCUGCAAGCAACAAAAUAAAUAUAAAUUUAAGGGGUUUUUAUGCAGUCCUGUAUAAAAUGUGCACUAUAUAACAGGAUAUGUUUAACCCUUUGACAACCUUGGGGGUAAGGCAAUUACUGUUUAAUAACUAAUGGACAAUCAAGGGCAUGAUCAGUUUUAUUUUCCAAUCCAUGGUUAAGCAGAGAAAUCUAAAAAAAAAAUAUAUUAGCAGUUACUAUAAAGUAACUGGAUAAAACCAUUUAAUAAUUCCCUUCUUAAAAUGAUCUGUUUAGUAACAACAGACAAUAUGCAUAUAGAUUAGCCUUUUGUUCCUUUAAAGAUAGUUACAGCUAAUCAAUAAGCUAUUUUAGCGACUUUCUACUGAAAAUGACUAAGGUCACAAAAUACCUUGUAUCUUGUACAUUACAUCAUUUAAAAAACUAAUUUUGCUUAGAACAAUAUUUGCUUUGUUCUAAAUGUCAGAUAUUUAAGGUUUGUUGGCACAGCUGCCCAUUUACAGAUUUUGUUUUCAAUUCCUUUUGCCCAUUUGUAGUUCUUAUACCGCUAGCUGGUGCCAACUAACACUAGAAGCAAACUCAUAGCAAACCAGAAACGAGCCAUGCAAUAUUUCAAAACAGAUUUGUAUAUGAAAUACCGAGCCAGAAUCAUUUUCCUAUAUUGGUUACAAAUCACACUAGUGACAAAUAAUGUAAAAUGUCACAGUUGUAAUGAAAAUUAAAGUCAAAUUUAAACUUUCAUCAUUUAGACUGAUCCUACAAUGUUAGGAAAUUUUCCAAUGUACUUUGUAUUGGUAUCCAACUCUUGGUUGAAACAGCACCAUUCUAUGAGAGCAUACUGAGAUAGGUUCACAAGCAUGCAUGUGACUAUGGCAGCAGUGUAUGCAACAAUGUGAUACAAAUAGUUCUUAGGGCACUUGCAUACUCCUAAGCCUACUUUACUAUGCUCUCCAGGAAAUAAGCUUCGUUUUUAAUACUGUGCGCUCUAUCUGAAUGAUAAAAGUUUAACUUUUCACGCCUGUGUUCCUUUAAGAACUAAUAAUGCAUUCCAUUGAUAGCGUUGGCAUUGUGCUUUGUGCUGAUCAAAGAUUUCUUCUAUAAUCUAAGUUUUAUUUUUGAAGAGGGUAAGAGGUCAAAUACUUGAUUUUUUUUUUUUUGUAUAGCUUAUUAUAAAAGAUUUUAAUUUAAAGCACCAGUUUCUCAGUAUAUGGUUUGCAAAAAAAUAGCAAAUAAAAUGUAAUACAAUAAAUGUUAUUCCUGCUUUAUUGCACUGUUUAUAAAUAAACUUCUUUGGUAUUUGCUUAAUUCUAAAAGGUAGUAAAAUGACUGAUGUACCUCAAUAAUUGUUUGUAAAAAAUAAACUGGUGCUUUAAACAAAUUCAGGUUCUAAAUCACAGACAUAGAAUGUAACAAUAAAUACUGUUUUCUACCUA